Neoarius graeffei (lesser salmon catfish) is the source of this 2810-nucleotide messenger RNA. RefSeq names its product RAD54 like (gene rad54l). The record is from RefSeq and is a predicted model, not a curated record. The coding region runs from base 318 to 2546 and encodes 742 amino acids. Lineage: Eukaryota; Metazoa; Chordata; Actinopteri; Siluriformes; Ariidae. Gene Ontology annotation, biological process: double-strand break repair via synthesis-dependent strand annealing; reciprocal meiotic recombination. Gene Ontology annotation, cellular component: nucleus. Gene Ontology annotation, molecular function: ATP binding; DNA translocase activity; ATP-dependent chromatin remodeler activity. The transcript is spliced from 18 exons.
UUUGCGUCACCGGUGCAGGCGCGGGAUAUUUAACAACAAAUCAUGGAACUUAAAGUUUGUUGCGUUUCAAAACUUCUUAAUUCAUAUCGGGGAAUUAAUUAGUGAUGUAACUGGAUGUAUUCGUGUCAUAUAAAUAAAUAAAUGCGUUAUAUUUCCGCGAACAAUGAUACUGUGGAACUGUAAUCCUAAUAUUAAGCGGUUCUUAGUGUUUGCUAGCAUUAGUAAUUAGCUUGCUAGCAGCGGAAUCAGGGGGAGCUUUGUUUUUAUCCACCUCACUGCGCUCAUUAGACCAAAUUCAUCCGCGUCUCUGAGUCAGAAUGAGAAGAAGCUUUGCGCCCAGUCAGCUCGCCAAGAGAAAGCAGAGACUCGAUUCAUCUGAUGAUGAUGAUGAAGAUGAAGACUGGGAUGCUGGAAUUACAAGCAAAAGGAAGAAAAACUGCAGAGAAAGUUAUGUCUCCCCGUAUAGGAAGCCUCUGACCCAGCUCACAAACCGGCCUCUGUGUGUGGACAGCAACGAGCAUGAGGCUUUUAUUCGAAGUAUCCUUUCGAGGCCAUUCAAGGUUCCCAUCCCGAAUUACACAGGUCCGUUGGGUGUGCGGGCUCUGGGCUUGAAGAGGUCAGGUGUUAGAAAGGCUCUCCAUGACCCUUUUGAAGAUGGAGCUCUGGUUCUUUAUGAGCCGCAAGCCUUGGGGGCUCACGAGCUCAUCAAAACGGAGAAGGACAAGCUGCCUGUGCAUGUUGUGGUGGAUCCUGUACUUACUAAAGUUCUUCGACCCCAUCAAAGGGAGGGUGUGAAAUUUCUGUGGGAGUGUGUGACGGGGCGGCGCAUCCCCGACUCCUACGGCUGCAUCAUGGCUGACGAGAUGGGACUGGGGAAGACACUGCAGUGCAUCACGCUCAUGUGGACUCUCCUCAAGCAGAGUCCUGAUCUCAGGCCUGAGAUUGAUAAGGCCAUCGUGGUCUCCCCAUCCAGCCUUGUGAAAAACUGGUACAAUGAAGUGGCUAAGUGGCUCGGAGGGCGUGUGCAGCCUGUGGCUAUUGAUGGUGGCUCCAAGGAAGAGAUAGAUCGGAAGCUUGUGAAUUUCAUUUCCCAACAAGGUCUGAGAGUUCCCACUCCCAUUCUGAUUAUUUCAUAUGAAACGUUCCGUCUCCAUGCUGAAAUUCUGCACAAAGGCAAAGUUGGAUUGGUUAUUUGUGAUGAGGGUCACAGGCUGAAAAACUCAGAUAAUCAGACGUACCAGGCUCUGAAUGUGAUGAACGCCCAACGCAGAGUCUUGAUUUCUGGCACUCCCAUUCAGAAUGAUCUGCUUGAGUACUUCAGUCUGGUGCACUUUGUCAACGCUGGCAUCCUUGGCACAGCUCAGGAAUUUAAAAAGCGUUUUGAGAUUCCUAUCCUAAAGGGCCGUGAUGCUGAUGCUAGUGAUAAAGAGCGUGCUGUCGGGGAGGAGAAGCUAAAAGAGCUCAUCGGCAUCGUUAACAGGUGUCUGAUCAGGAGGACCUCUGACAUUCUGUCUAAGUAUCUCCCUGUGAAGAUUGAGCAAGUUGUUUGCUGCAGGCUGACUCCUCUGCAGAAGGAACUCUACAAGCUGUUCCUGAAGCAGGCAAAGCCAGUAGAGACGCUGCAGCAGGGCAAGAUCAGCGUGUCGUCACUAUCCUCUAUCACUUCACUCAAAAAGCUCUGCAACCACCCUUCACUAAUCUAUGAGAAGUGUGUGGAAGGGGAUGAGGGCUUUGCUGGAGCAAUGGAGCUCUUCCCACCGAACUACUCCACUAAAGCUGUUGAACCACAGCUUUCAGGGAAGAUGCUGGUGCUCGACUACAUUCUGGCCAUGACACGGACAACGACCAGCGAUAAAGUGGUGCUGGUCUCCAACUACACACAGACGCUUGACCUGUUUGAGAAGCUGUGUCGUACUCGCAAAUAUCUGUAUGUGAGACUGGAUGGAACAAUGUCUAUUAAGAAGAGAGCCAAGAUUGUUGAAAGAUUUAACACUCCUUCUAGCCCAGAGUUCAUCUUCAUGUUGAGCAGUAAGGCCGGCGGCUGCGGCCUGAACCUUAUUGGGGCAAAUCGAUUGGUAAUGUUCGACCCAGAUUGGAAUCCAGCCAAUGAUGAACAGGCAAUGGCGAGAGUGUGGCGUGAUGGCCAGAGGAAAACGUGUUACAUCUAUAGACUGCUCUCUACGGGAACUAUAGAGGAGAAGAUCCUACAGAGGCAGGCUCAUAAGAAGGCUCUGAGCAGCUGUGUGGUGGACGAGGAGCAGGACGUAGAGAGACAUUUUUCUCUGGAGGAGCUGAGGGAGCUGUUCACUCUCAACGAGGACACUGUCAGUGACACACAUGACAGGUUUCGAUGUCAGCGGUGUGUAAAUGGGCAUCAGGUUCGUCCCCCUCCUGAUGAUUCAGACUGCACCAGCAAUCUGUCCUGCUGGCAUCAUUGUGCAGAUAAACGAGGGCUGAAGGAUGCAGUGCUCCAGGCCUCCUGGGAUAAAGCUGUGACCUUUGUCUUCCACCAUAACUCUCACCAUGACCAGAGAGGAGUCGUCUGAACAACUGUAAACAAGUCAAACCUGCCACAUGCAGCUGUGGCUGACUUGUUCUGUUAAACUUGUGUAUCAGAUCUGCUGAGCUGAAAGGCAUCACAAGAAGAUACCUGAGAGACAGUCAUUUGGUGUCACAUGACCAAAGUGUUUCCUGAGUAGCUGUUUUGUUCAUUUAUUUCUUUUUAUUUAUUGUGUAUAUUUGAGGGUCUUGAUUAAUGUUGAUUUAAAUGUCUAUCAUAUAUAAAAAAUAAAACUGCUUAUUUUUGUCUA